AUGGGUUCUCUAGUGGUGAGAAAGCAGUCAGAAUUGGGAACAGCAUUUCUGAGCCACUUACGACCUCUGCUCACUGCAAGAGAGGAGCCUGCGUGGGCUUCACCUUGGGACAAACGCUCGCUGCAGCGUUUCUCUGUAAGAAAGACCGGGUUUCGCAAAAGGGCCGGCGCCGCCGCCGCCGCCGCCGCCCGCAGGCAGGACGAGGCGUUCUCCACCGCCAGAUGCACCUCCAGGUGCCUGAGCCUCCAGAUCACCCGCAUCUCCGCCUUCUUCAAGCAUUUCCAGAACAAUGGGUCACUUGCUUGGUGCCAGAAUCAUAAACAGUGUUCAAAGUGCCUGGAGCCCUGCAAAGAGUCCUGGGACCUGAAGAAAAACCAUUGCCAAAGCUUCUGUGAGCCUCUCUUCCCCAAGAAGAAUUAUGAAUGCCUAACUAGCUGUGAAUUCCUUAAGUACAUCCUGUCUGUGAAGCAAGGGGACUGCCCAGCACCUGAGAAGGCCAGUGGUUUUGCAGCUGCCUGUGUUGAAAGCUGUGAAGCUGAUAGUGAAUGUUCUGGAGUGAAGAAAUGCUGUUCCAAUGGAUGUGGUCAUACAUGCCAAGUUCCAAAAAAUCUGUACAAAGGUGUUCCACUGAAACCCCGGAAAGAAUUAAAAUUCAUAGAACUUCAGUCUGGAGACCUGGAGGUGAAGUGGUCUUCAAAAUUCAAUAUUUCUAUUGAGCCUGUGAUUUACGUUGUUCAGAGAAGGUGGAAUCAAGGAAUCCAUCCAAGUGAGGAUGAUGCUACCAACUGGCAAACUGUGGCACAGACUACAGACGAGCGGGUUCGGCUGCCGGACAUCCGAGCGAGCAGGUGGUACCAGUUCCGUGUGGCAGCGGUGAACGUGCACGGGACGAGAGGCUUCACGGCACCCAGCAAGCACUUUCGAUCCUCGAAAGAUCCAUCUGCUCCACCAGCUCCAUCUAAUAUCAGAAUUGCCAAUAUCAGUGCAAACAAUGACGGGAGUGUAGAUGUAAUGAUUACUUGGGAUCUUCCAGAAGAGCCUGAUAUCCCAGUGCACCACUACAAAGUCUUCUGGAGCUGGACAUAUAGCAAAUAUGUAAUCCCAGCUAAAAAGAAGAGAAGGAAGAUUACUGAUGGGGCCCAAAAUUAUGUGGUCCUGGAGGGACUCCAACCCAACAGCAACUACAAUGUAGAACUGCAGGCAGUAACACGCUGGGGUCAGAUACGCCUAAAAAGUGCUAAGGUUUCUCUCCAUUUUAGCACAACUCAGGACACCAGGAAUAAUAAGGAACAGACAUCUGCUGCUGGGAAACCCCAAAAAGGACUGGUAGAUUCUUACCCCACGUUUCAAAGAAGAAAAACCACUCGUUUUCUUAAAAUUGGAACUCCUUUCUAUCAGGACAAUCAGCUCCAGGUCAAAGUUUACUGGAAGAAGACAGAUAUCAGCAUGAAUCAAUUCCAAGUCCACUGGUUACUGGAGUCCUGUGCACGCAAUGACACCAAAGGACUUGGGAAAGUAACAGAGCUGGCUCAUGAAAACUACAUGAUUCUGAAGGACCUGUCAUUUUCAUGCAAAUAUAAAGUAACUGUUUUGCCUGCAAAAUCUAAAGGUCGUUUUAAGGCUGAGAGUAUUUUCUUUGUUACUCCACCUUGCUCUGCAUUUAAAGAAAAAAACCACAAGCACAUUAAUUGUCCUGCUGAAGGAGUGCCGGUUCUACCCAAAGUGUUGGCCAAACCCGAGAAUCUCUCUGCGUCUUUCAUUGUUCAGGAAGGUAACAUCACCGGUCAUUUUUCCUGGAAGAUAUCUAAGGCAGACCUUCACCAGCCCAUGACAGGGUUUCAGGUCACUUGGGCAGAAGUAACCACAGAAAGCCGGCAGAACAGCUUACCCAACAGCAUCAUUUCACAGUCGCAGAUACUGCCAGCAGAUCAUUAUGUACUUACCGUGCCCAAUCUGAGGCCAUCGAUGCUGUACCGCUUGGAAGUUCAAGUGCUGACAACUGGCGGGGAAGGGCCAGCUACAAUAAAAUCGUUCCGAACACCCGACCUUCCUCUAUUUUCACCCCACAGACCUCAUCUGAAGCAACAUCAUCCACAUCACUACAAGCCACCCCCAGAGAAAUAUUAGACUGUUUGAGAUGAUUAUACAAAUAACUGAGAGAAAAACUGAGCUCCCAAAUAAAGGCUGGAAAAAGGCACAUCUGCAGGAGCAAUGAACCCAGUUUUCCAGUGGAAGUUACCAUCCUGUACGAUCUGUACCUACUUCUCUGUAGUUUAGCCAUGAAGAAUUGUAUUUGCACCAAGACCAGGAUGAAACAUAGAGCACGUAUCAUUUCACUACCA
Haliaeetus leucocephalus (bald eagle) is the source of this 2342-nucleotide messenger RNA. It is a transcript of the gene ANOS1, whose product is annotated as Kallmann syndrome 1 sequence. The record is from RefSeq and is a predicted model, not a curated record. Gene Ontology annotation, biological process: neuron differentiation. Gene Ontology annotation, molecular function: peptidase inhibitor activity; protein binding. Gene Ontology annotation, cellular component: cell surface; extracellular region. NCBI's taxonomy places the organism in Eukaryota, Metazoa, Chordata, Aves, Accipitriformes, Accipitridae. The transcript has 16 exons. The coding region runs from base 1 to 2127 and encodes 708 amino acids.